AAAGACUCGACUUCUAAAAGCUUCCAAAUUGAUUAUCGCUGUACAAAUUAUUUAUGUUUAUUAUUAUUAUGCCCCACACGCCCUUGAGCGAGACUGUAUAGGCCUACGUGACAUGAUAGGUGGUAAAACUCCUGGAGUAUACGCCCCAAGUCCCUUUAUUUGAUUUUUGAAACGAUUUCCUAAUGUCAGUGGAGAAUGAAGAACGGUCUGGCAAAGAAAGCUUUAGUCAUUUGGAUGGGACAAUAUAAAAUGAAAUGCUACAGUAUUCACUGAAUGGAUGUAGCCAAUACAUCAUGGCAAAGGUAAUUCAAACACCCCAGAGAUUCACACAUGAAGAAUGGACACGAUCUAACCUCACAAAAUAUGCUAAUGCUGAAGUUGAACGUCAGGCCGCAGAAAGACUUGUAGAUGAAUCUAAAAGAUAUGCAGAUGAAACUGAGAAGAGAACAGAAAAGACCCAAAGAGAUGUCAGCAAAAAAUUUCAACAAAGACUUGAUGAUAUCAGAUAUUGGAAGAAAGAACUUGAUGACAAACUUGAAGGAAUUACAACAGAAGUAGAUAAUUUAUUAGCUUUUCAAAAUCGUGUUGAAAAAGCUCUUGAAGCUACAGAUGAACCUUUACAUAUAGCCCAAAGAUGUCUAGCCAACAGGGAACAAAGAUUGGGGAUCGACUUGGUUCAUGAUGAUGCCCAGAAAGAAUUAAUUAAAGAAGUUGAAACAAUUGAAGGUGUACGAGCAUUGCUUAAAAGAACCUUAGAUCAAACUGGGGAACAAGUCAGAUUGAAUAGAAAAUCUAAAUAUAGACUAGAAAAGGAUUUAAAGGAUAAAUUUCAAGCUCAAUCUAUAGAUGAAUUUCUAGAAAACCUCAAGAAUAAUUCAUCAGGUUUACAAUUUAAAGAUGGUGCUGCAAAGAUAGAUCCAAACUCAGUUACUCCUGAUGAGUGGCAAGAUUUCUCAAAUGAAAAUAUUGAAAGCGCUGAACGUGAGCGACACAGUUCAGUGGAGUUACGUUCCUUGGUUGAUGGUAUUCUCCAGUCUACUGCUAAUGACAUGCAGAAACAAUGUGGUGAGGUGAACUUGGCCUUCACUAAGAGAAUUGCAGAAACCAAAGAUACAAAGGGCAAACUAGAAGAUCAUCUUAAUAAGGUAUUGUCACAAAUAAGGGAGAUUGAAGAAAAUAUAUCACAAUUAAAGAAAUCCAUCUCGGACAAGGAACAGCCAUUAAAACUGGCUCACACUCGUCUUAAUACCCGUACAGAACGACCCAAUGUAGAACUUUGUCGCGAUACAGUACAAUAUCGUCUGAUCGAAGAGGUCAGUGAAAUUGAAACGUCUGUUGCAGGCCUUCAGCAUCGCUUAGAUCAAUCACAGAACUCAUUGAAAGGUCUCGUUAGAAACCAGCUGGAAUUGGAGGAAGAUAUUGAAGUUAAAGCUAAUACAAUAUUUGUGGAUGAAGUGGAAUGUAUGGGCAUGAGAAAGAGCAUUAACAUUGAAAAAUUUUAAGGAAUUCACAUGCAUACCCUAUAAAAUUUACAUAAAUUCACAUCCAUGCCCUUUUAACAUUUACAAUGUGCAACUUAAAUAACAGAUCCUUCUCCAUAGAUAUUUUUAAUGUUUUUAUUCAACACCUAAUUCACUAUUAUAUGGUGUGUGGACGUUUAAAUCUCCAUCACAAAUAUAUUUUGUAAGCUAUAAAAUGACAUUUAAAUUUAUGGUCAAUUUGUCUUGUCAAAACCAUAAAGCAUUAUUUUAAUAUAUAAUUUUUACAAAGAUAACUUUUUGUUUCUCAAUAACUGCUUAAAUCCAAAAAUUUUAGCUGCUGUCUAAAACAGAAUGAUUUAUUGUUGUAAUUUAUAACUGUGAUAAAUAUCCAUACACACAGAAUAUUAUCCAAUGCAGAACUAUUUAAUGUUUACACAUGCAUUUGAAAUAUACAAGGUUUGUAAAUUUAAACCUGAUAUCUGUGAUUAGGUAAAACUGCUUUUUCUUACGACUAUUUAACACACUGUUGAUGUGUAAUUUAAAGUUUAUAUAAUAUUUAUCUAAAUUCUACUCCCUUUCUUAAAUUAUACACAAUAACCUGUGAUUUUUAAAGGAUUUUAAUUUAUGAGUAUCUGAAAUAUUUAAUUACAUAAUUUAUUGAAUAAAUUGUACAUAAUAGAAA
This is a messenger RNA of Patella vulgata (common limpet), 2163 nucleotides long. RefSeq names its product tektin-1-like. Gene Ontology annotation, cellular component: nucleus; microtubule cytoskeleton. The transcript has 8 exons. The record is from RefSeq and is a predicted model, not a curated record. Bases 255 to 1502 code for a protein of 415 amino acids. Gene Ontology annotation, biological process: cilium assembly; cilium movement involved in cell motility. Lineage: Eukaryota; Metazoa; Mollusca; Gastropoda; Patellidae.